UUGGUGGAGGUGUCUGCUUUUAGGGACUUUUUUAUAAGCACUUAUGUUAAGUUCUUUAUUAAAAAAAAACUACCGUUUCUACGCAAAAUCAAACCUUACCUCAGUUUUCUUACAACUAUUCUUAAUUCUUUAUUAGUUGCUCACAAUGGCUUGUUCUUUGACUAUCGCGUGUUAUACGGUGAACUUUCAAGGUGCGGAUUCAUCGAGAAGGACAUGGGAAUUCCAGAAGGGGUCGUAUUUAUCGAUUCGUAUUUGACCAUUCGAGAAUUAGAAGACAUUCAUCGCAACGAACUCCAUCAUGCCACAAAAUUAGUUGAUUGGAAAUUACGUGGGUGCACCUUCAACUACUACAUUAUUUCAACGAAUUAUAUUUUAAGAGUUCGAAGAGAUGAAUUUUCCAAUUCAUUUGCCUCCACAACGUCAUGA
Molecule: messenger RNA, 426 nt
Organism: Angiostrongylus costaricensis
Lineage: Eukaryota; Metazoa; Nematoda; Chromadorea; Rhabditida; Metastrongylidae
Source: the annotation of a GenBank genome assembly